Molecule: messenger RNA, 1447 nt
Organism: Triticum urartu
Lineage: Eukaryota; Viridiplantae; Streptophyta; Magnoliopsida; Poales; Poaceae
Source: RefSeq, a predicted model, not a curated record
ACAUGUUUUCCUGCUCCUGCGUAUUGUGCGAUGACAAAUAGUACAAACGCAAGGGUUACUCUUCUCUGAACCCAAGCGGCCGAGGCCCCGUCGCAGGCAAGCAGCAAUCCCAGAUGGACACCGGCGAGCAAGCCGGGGAGGAGUCGUCGGCGAACCGCCGGGAGCGCCUCCUCGCGCUCCGCUCCUCCGCCGCCGCCGCCGCUUCCUCCACCUCCUCCUCCUCCUCGCCAUCUGCCGCGCCGCCGCCGCCCGCGUGGGAUCUCCCGGAGCCCGACCUGGCGCCCACCUCCUCCGCCCCGCGUCCGCGCUCGCGGUUCGACUUCUACACCAACCCCGGCGCCGCCUUCUCCUCCUCCGCCGCCGCCGUCCCGCAGAAGCGCAAGAUCGCCGACCCCCCGGGCCCCAAUCCCGCCCCGGCCCCGCCUCACGGGAACUCUGGCAACAAUUAUCCUCCUCCACACCAGCACCAUAUGGCCCAAUCUCCGAUGGAAGGUGCACCAGGGAAUAGUCCAUGGAGAGGUCCUAUGCAGUUCCAGACUCCUAUGUCUGGAUACCGAGGAACACCUCCUGGACCUCCACCUCACUGGAACCCACAUUCUGCUUCUCCAGCUCAAGAUCCGUAUCCACAUCCACCCAACUUUGGGUUCAGAGGCCCUAAUGUUGGCCGAGGGAGCAGCCCGAUGAAUUAUGGACCAGGAGGUAGCCCAAUGAAUUACGGACCAAGAGGUAACCCGAUGAAUUACGGACCAGGAGGUAGCCCAAUGAGUUACGAACCAAGAGGAAGCCCGAGGAGUUAUGUACCAAGAGGUAGCCCGCACUCGUCUUCCGGACGUGGCAGGGGUGAGAACUACUACCAGAGCCCAGGUUCGAGAGGAAGAGGGGGAAGGGGUGGCUUCCAGAACCAUUCUGGAUCGCAAGAUCAGAGGAACUUCUACAGGAAGUCCAUGGUUGAUGAUCCUUGGCAGGGCUUGCAGCCUAUCGUUGGCAACAUACUGAAACCCAUCGAUGGCGCGAAGUCCUGGCUUCCAGAGUCAUUGCGCAAAAAGGAGACACCUAAUCAAGGCCGAACAAUAUCAAAUCCAACAUCAGGAUUGAGUCUGGCAGAAUACCUUGCCUCGUCUUUCAACGAGGCUUCUAACGAGUCUAAUGAGACGUGACGUGAGCUCUUUUGUCAGUGCCUCCUUUCAGCAUAAACUUUUGUACCAUUAGGAUUGCUGGUGUUCCUCAGUAUACAUAUAUUUAUCACCUUUUAAUUUAUUUCUCCUGCAUCUAAGACUGCUUCUUUUGGGCUAGAUAUAAACAUUUUGAUCUGCGAUAUCUGUGGUACUGUUUAUGCACAUUGUGGCCAUCUUGUACCUUGGUCUAGGGUGAUGUAUGACAUACCCUUUGAGCUUGUAUUGUCUAUCAUUCGCGAUAUAUUUUCAUGAGCUAAACCUAAAUUUUGAGA